Messenger RNA from Suillus fuscotomentosus, 663 nucleotides. RefSeq lists its product as uncharacterized. The transcript is spliced from 3 exons. The coding region runs from base 1 to 663 and encodes 220 amino acids. The record is from RefSeq and is a predicted model, not a curated record. NCBI's taxonomy places the organism in Eukaryota, Fungi, Basidiomycota, Agaricomycetes, Boletales, Suillaceae.
AUGGUGACCUAUGAGGCUGUUGCUGAUGACCAGGAAGAGGAGAUCGAGUCCUUGAUGGCUGCUGUUGACAUCGAACACAAGCAGCAAGAGUCAAGUGGCAUGUAUCUGUGCAAGCAAGCAGAACCAUCAAAGAAACGCAGGCUGGACGUGGAUGGCAUGUCGAAGAACUUGAAGACGGCAUCCCAAAACAUUGUCGUGAGCAACACUCUAUCAGAGUACAGAAGGCAUGGCACCCCAUCUACACAAGGCAAAGCUCUGACAGAUGAUCACACUAAUUCACACAGGCUGUGGGAGCAGUUCAAACAAUUUUGCUGUGACAUUGACAAGGUGCAGUGUCCUGACAACAUUGAGGCACUCUACCCAGGUCUCCCAGCUGAUUUUCCCGAGUGGAUCGCGAUGUGGAUAAUAGACAAGGCCGAUGACAUUGACAUCUUCACUCGGAAGGCAAAGGAACUCAGCAUAUCGCAUGUUACCUAUGCCACUGCACAAAAAAUGUGGGCAGCGAUCAGUCACAAGUAUGGACGUGACCAUGGACUUGGUACACAGCCCUGGCUGGAGGAUUCCAUGCAGCCUGGUCACUUCCGGGGAACACAAUAUCCUAGCCUGUGGUCCAUAAACCAUGAUGUAUCACCUCCCUCACCUUUCUCGCUGCCUGUCCUGUGA